Messenger RNA from Brassicogethes aeneus, 1060 nucleotides. The record is from the annotation of a GenBank genome assembly. NCBI's taxonomy places the organism in Eukaryota, Metazoa, Arthropoda, Insecta, Coleoptera, Nitidulidae.
GGUUCGUUAUAGCAUUUUGAGCGGAUUGUUUAUUAUAAAAUGUCAGUAAAAUCGUUAAAACUAGUUAAUGGAAGGCAAAUGCCUUUGGUUGGUUUGGGGACUUGGGAAGCCAAGGAUCCUGAACAAUUGGAGACAGUUCUUGAUGCAGCCUUGGAACUGGGAUACAGGCACAUCGACACUGCCUACGCCUAUGGAAAUGAAAAGGUUAUAGGACAAGUAAUUAAAAAAUGGAUAUCCCAGGGAAAACUUAAAAGGGAGGAUAUUUUUAUCACAACAAAACUUUUGGGAUCUAACAAAGAAAUAGCCGAAUCAAAAUUGCUGGAAUCUUUGAAAAACCUUGAUAUGGAUUAUGUUGAUCUCUACUUGGUUCAUUUUCCAGUUAGUAUGGUUUUUAAGGAAGGGAAGAAACCAUAUGGAGGGCCAACAGAUCACAUUGGACUAUGGAAGAUUCUUGAGAAACAAGUUGAACUAGGAAGAGCCAGGGCCAUAGGUCUUUCAAACUUCAACAAAAAACAAAUCGAGAGACUUCUAGCUUCGAAUCCAAAAGUUAAGCCAGCAAAUUUGCAAAUCGAAAACCAUGUAUACCUUCAGCAACGGGAGUUGGUAGAGUAUUGCCAACACAACGGCAUUACAGUUACUGCUUACUCACCAUUGGGAAAUCCUGGCUAUAACAAGUUUGCGGUAGCCCAUGGAUUACCUACUAAACCGGACAUCGGUAACAUGCUUCAAGAUAAAGUUGUAUCGAAAAUAGCAAAUAAUCAUCAAAAAUCAAAUGCCCAAGUCAUGCUUAGAUACCAAAUCCAAAGGGAUAUCAUCGUUAUCCCGAAAACGGUCACAGUUAACAGACUUGCAGAAAAUUAUAACCUCUUUGAUUGGUCCUUGACUAAUGAAGAAAUGCAGGCUCUAAAUGAUUUGGAUAUUGGUGAAAAGAGCCGUAUUUGUGAUUGGGCAGCCUUUAAACUUGAGGGUCAUGAGGAGUUCCCAUGGUAAAAAUAAUUAUUUGUCAGUCUCCACAAAAUACUACAAAUGAUUUAUGUUUUUAAAUAUUAUUAAAUAAAGA